GGCCGCGGCCAAUGGGGCCCCGGGUGAAGGGUGAGGGUGGAAGUGCCGGGCCGCGCGGGCUGCGGCCUCUGCCGGCGCGGGUGCGCGGCUCCCCGGUCGUCAUGGAGGCGGCGUUGGCCGAGGAGCUCGAUGAGGAGGAGCAGCUGGCGAGGAGGCACCGCAGAGAGAGGAAAGAGCUGCAAGCCAAAAUUCAGGGUAUGAAGAAUGCUGUUCCCAAGAAUGACAAAAAGAGGAGGAAGCAACUCACUGAAGAUGUCGCUAAGUUGGAAGCAGAAAUGGAACAGAAACAUAAAGAAGAACUGGAGCAACUAAAGCUGAAUUCUAAGGGGGGAAAAAUAGAUUCUGUUGCUGUUAACAUUUCAAACUUGGUUCUCGAGAAUCAGCCACCUCGGAUAUCAAAAGCACAAAAGAGACGGGACAAAAAAGCUGCAUUGGAAAAGGAGCGAGAAGAAAGGAUAGCUGAAGCUGAAAUUGAGAACUUGUCUGGAGCUAGGCACAUAGAAAGUGAAAAACUUGCUCAAGUAUUGGCAGCUAGACAGUUGGAAAUUAAACAGAUUCCAUCUGAUGGCCACUGUAUGUACAGAGCCAUUGAAGAUCAGCUGAAAGAACAGAAAUGCCCCUUGACCGUGGCUGCCUUGAGAAGUCAAACUGCUGAAUAUAUACAAGGCCAUGUGGAAGACUUUCUGCCGUUUUUAACAAAUCCUAAUACAGGAAAUAUGUAUACUCCAGAAGAGUUUAGAAAGUACUGUGAUGAUAUCGUCAACACAGCUGCAUGGGGAGGUCAGCUUGAGCUAAGAGCCUUGUCUCACAUUUUGCAAACACCAAUAGAGAUAAUCCAGGCAGAUUCUCCUCCUAUUGUAGUUGGUGAAGAAUAUCCAAAAAAACCAUUAAUACUUGUAUAUAUGAGACAUGCAUACGGCUUAGGAGAACAUUACAAUUCUGUUACACAGUUGGUGAACACAGCUACUGAAAAUUGCAGCUAGUUUACAAAAUGUUGCACAAUUAUGUUUUAGUACAGUGUGCUGAUCUGACUAUUCUUACAAGUGCUGGGUUGUUCUAACAUUACUGAAAAACACAACUACCUUAAAUCAGUUUUAUGGCAAAGCUACUAACAGACUUUUUAAAAAAUGUGUCAGCGAUAAACUUUAACCAGUGUUCCCUCAGUGGUAUUUUAAAAACACUUGUGAGUCAGUUUUGGAGAACAUCAUUUACAGACCAAGACGGCACCCUAUUUACUGAUAUUUUUAUUAAUAUAGGGUCCUGAACAUUUUGUUCUGCACUGAAAAUAAAUUUUUUUUCUCAUUAUUAAAAGCUUUCAGUAAGCAUUUUAAUGUAACUAUUCUUGAAGAAAUGAAAUGACUUGGUCUCUUUGUCAUUGCAAAUAUGUGGUAAUGGUGACAGCAAAUUUAAUUAAUGCUUAUAAGUGAAUCUGAUUUCAGUAACCUUGGUACUGAUGGGAUUAAUACUAUGAAGCUUUUUAUAUAACCCUGUCAAAAUGCAGCCAUAAACCUUGCUUUAAUAACUAAAAAUUUUAAAAUAUUUAUUCACAUGGGAAUCAGUUAAGUUUAAGAAAUGAGACAAAUUCAGAGGUAAAUAGGUGUUUCCUAUCAGAUCAAACCUCUAAAGAAUUACAGAUUAGCCUUUUAUUUGUGUGCAAGUAAAGACCUGUCAGAUUACUGUCUCUCUCAUUUAUUUGUUACUCCUUGCUGUUUCUUAAACUUCAGAAUAGAAUUACUACCAUCAUUUUUUUUUACAGUUUUUUUAAUGUCUUUUAUUUUUUUAUUUUAUUUUUAAUUUUUUAAAGUAAUCUCUCUGCCCAACAUAGGGCUUGAAUUCAUGACCCUGAGAUAGAUAAAGAGUUGCAUGCCCUACCAACUGAGCCAGCCGGAGCUCCAUCAUUUCUUGAUCAUCUUCAUAACUACAAAUUUUUAUAUUCUUUGUUUUCCUCAUCAUCACUUAGCUGUUUUGUUUUCUUUGCAGCCUGUUCCACUAAGGAGCAGUUGGUGGCCUCUCUUAUUCUUUAACUUGAACAAACAGAAGGAGUAGCAAUGUAAAAGGGCCCAGGGCCAACUUGACUUCAAAUUCUUCCUCGUUUCCAAUUUGUCUUACCUCUCUUUUUGUUUCAUUCUCUAGGAUUAGAAGAAAGCCUUUGUUGUAAUUUUAAUUAGCCUUAUUAAUGACACCUUUCCUUUAUUUCAAAUAUUUGAGAAUGUUUAUAUUAUAUGUAGGGAUGAAGUUGAAGCCCACUGUUUGGGAGCCAAGACUGUAUAGAAAAGACAGUAUAUAAUACUUUGUGAUAUGAAUGAUUUAUCUAUCUCAGAUUUCAGGUUACUGUUAACACUAUUCUAAUAAGACAGUAUCCAUAUAUAGAAACAUUUCUUAUUGAUAAUGUUUUAUGUAACUAAGUAUUAUGAAGAUGAGUCCUAUUUGGUUUGAUCUAUUUUUCUCAAAUUAGGAAUGAGUAUUAAGAUUUAGCAUCAAGUUUAUGAUAUAUUUGAAUUUUUGCUCCAUGAAUGCAACUUAAUUUUUGUAAGUUAAUACUGAGUUUUAUAAUAUUAAAAACGGGUGUCAGCCUCACAUGCCCAGCUGGUGACAAUGUGGGAAGCUAGUAGGGAUGGGUCAGCUUAGAGCAAGUUAAGUACUGCAUGAAGGUAUUCCAAUUCAAAAGAAGAAAAACCAUUCUGUCUGCCAAACAAAAUAUAUUCUGAAGGCUGACUGUUUUGUAAUACUUGAUCUGAAAUUUUUGGGGUCUGAAAUUUAUAAAAGAAUUAAAUUAUAAAAUGCUAAAUGGCUUGGCUUUAUUAUAAAGUAAUCUGUUACUUUAAAAUCAAAAGAUAAGCAUUAAGAAAUAAAGCAAAUAUCAUGAAACCUAGUUAUUACAAAUUGCCAUCUAUAUUUAAAAUAACAUUGGUAGCUAUUUUUUUUUUCUAAUAAGAUGAGUGGAAUUUCCUUGAUUAUAGGUUUAUUUUUAUUAUUUUUUAUUUUGAAACGGCCAAUAUGCUUAUGAGUAAGAUUUGUGUGGUCAGCUUCUGUUCUUUCAUAAACUUCAGAUAAAAAUCAUUUUAGCUGUAACCAAAAACUGAAGUCUUUAAAAAAUGGCAGAUGUUAAUUUAAAAACAGCAUAUACUAAUUUAGUUUGCUGUGUGAUUAUGGUCUAAUGGAAGUUUCAUAAGCUUUCUUUUCUCCUAACUCAGAAAAGUAUAUGUCAGAGUUUUGGAGUAUGUCCUUAGCCAAGAAUUUUAUCCACUUAACAUAUGUUUACAAACUUAUAUAAAGCAAAAAAGAAUGUAUGUAACUAUAGUGAGCAAUAUAGUUUUGCUCAUAUUAUCUGAUGUUUGCCAAAAGAAGAAUAAAAGAUGUAUGAAUUAAAUCAA
Canis lupus familiaris (dog) is the source of this 3374-nucleotide messenger RNA. RefSeq names its product OTU deubiquitinase 6B (gene OTUD6B). The record is from RefSeq and is a predicted model, not a curated record. The transcript has 7 exons. Gene Ontology annotation, molecular function: cysteine-type deubiquitinase activity. The coding region runs from base 12 to 983 and encodes 323 amino acids. NCBI's taxonomy places the organism in Eukaryota, Metazoa, Chordata, Mammalia, Carnivora, Canidae. Gene Ontology annotation, biological process: protein deubiquitination.